Molecule: messenger RNA, 405 nt
Organism: Neomonachus schauinslandi (Hawaiian monk seal)
Lineage: Eukaryota; Metazoa; Chordata; Mammalia; Carnivora; Phocidae
Gene: ASIP
Product: agouti signaling protein
Exons: 3
Coding region: 1-405 (134 amino acids)
Biological process (GO): positive regulation of melanin biosynthetic process; melanosome organization; hormone-mediated signaling pathway
Cellular component (GO): extracellular region
Molecular function (GO): melanocortin receptor binding; neuropeptide hormone activity
Source: RefSeq, a predicted model, not a curated record
AUGAAUAUCCUCCGCCUACUCCUGGCCACACUGCUGGUCUCCCUGUGCUUCCUCACUGCCUACAGCCACUUGGCACCUGAGGAAAAGCCCAGGGAUGACAGGAGCCUAAGGAGCAACUCUUCCGUGAACCUGUUGGAUUUCCCCUCUGUCUCGAUUGUAGUGCUGAACAAGAAAUCCAAAAAGAUCAGCAGAAAAGAGGCGGAAAAGAAGAGAUCUUCCAAGAAAGAGGCUUCCAUGAAGAACGUGGCUCGGCCCCGGCCCCGGCCCCCGCCGCCCACCCCCUGCGUGGCCACUCGUGACAGCUGCAAGUCGCCGGCGCCGGCCUGCUGCGACCCCUGCGCCUCCUGCCAGUGCCGCUUCUUCCGCAGCGUCUGCUCCUGCCGCGUGCUCAACCCCCUCUGCUGA